UUCAACCUGUGUAGCGGCUAUUACAAAUUAUUGCUUGAACUUCACGUGAUAGGUCAUAUGACAGGCUGUUCCAUCUAGCGGAGUCAUUUGCACGUAAAGGUACUGUAGAUUGAGGGGUGUUACUGGCUGAUUGUAUAAGUGGAGUAGGUACUAGGUAUAGUAUUAAGGGCUAUAACAGACAAAGUUUUGACGUGAAGAAAUUGAAACAACUUCCUUGUUAGCUUGAGGAGAUCAAUAUUAUAUUAUAAUAGUGGUGUAACUUCCUUAUUGAAAAUGAAGAUUUUUGUGCACCUUUUCAUAGCUGUUGCCUCUGUGAGUGGCUGGAGUUACAGAUUUCCAGAGCCCGGCCAAGGCCCACCCUGUGAACUUCUUGAUUUAACAGCUAAAAUUGAAGUCAGACAGUUUCAAGAUGAAAGGCAAAUAGACAAUAUAACUAUACCAUUUGAUAACCAGACAACAGUGUCACUUGGAGAAUGUGGCAAUGAAACCAGCACAUCACUUAACUUGGAUUUAAAUCUUAACGGGACGACAUUGAGUCUAAAUUUCGCGGAAGACGCUAAUAAAAGUGUUUUGUUAACUCCAGUAUUCAGAGCAGACAGACUUUUUGAUAAUGAUAACAGUUUACUAGCUCUGUAUAUCCAAGGCAUUGAUUUGAUGUCUUCUAACAAAGCCUAUAAAUGCAUUACCGAAAAAACGUACAAAUCUGCAGUAUCGAACAGCACCACAAGUGGUGGGGAAUUCCAGUAUGAGGCAAUACUGACUACCAGUGACCUACACGUUCAAGUUUUUAAUGUCAAGGAUGGGCAGUUUUCCACAGAGGAAAAUCGAUGUAAUGCUGAUAUAGUUGAUACAACUCCAGGUGGUUUACCAACAUCCAACAAACCAGCAACAUCUGCCGAAACAAUGCCGUCCGACAAACCAACUUCAUCUGACAAACCAGCAACAUCACCUGAGCAAAGUACGGCAACCUCAGCAGUAACACCACCAUCUACCACCAUCCCCAUGCCAUCUUUGGUCUUUACAUUAAAUGAUGCCACAACUAAAGAACCAUGUAUCAAGUUAGAACUUAGCGAUCGUAUUUUUGUGACUUACAACCAAUCUGAUGGUGUGGGAAAAGUAGUUGUGUUGAAAAUUGCAAAUGAUGCAGAUGUAGGUGGAAAUUGUUCAACAAAUGAUUCAACAGCCAUGCUAAGUCUGAAGUACCAUAAUAAUACAGAUGAAAUGAAUUUCGAAUUCCGUGAUGAAAAUGGACAAUCUUCUCUGGAUACCAUAGAGUAUAAGUAUUUGUUGGAUAAUCGUUUCCCUAAUGCUUCAAACCAGGGUGAUAUAGUUUCAUUGAAAGCUAACCUGACAGAGUUUACAUCAAAGGACGAUACAUACUUUGUGUGUGAUGCAGUGAAGAACGUAACAUUCCAAGACACCGAAACAUAUGUGGAAUUACAGAACUUCCGGGUUCAAGCUUUUAACCUGAACCAAACAUUCACUGGAGAAGGAAGACAUUGUUCUGACGAUAUGACCAGUACAGCGGUGCCGUCAACUAGCCCAACUACACCUAAUCCUGAUAAUACCCCAUCACAGAAUAACUACACUUUCACUGGUAACUGUAUCUUGAUUAGAACUGGUUUAAUUCUAACUUUACCAUAUGAGGCAAAUGAUCAGAACAGGACAAGAACUAUUAAUGUACCAGCUCAGAAUCAGGUGAAUGUAACUGGUGAUUGUAAUGUAACAAGUGAUGUCCAGGAAAUAAGUCUGAGUUUUUUUCAAAACUGGAUGAUCAAGUUUAUGUUCCAUGCUACUGAUAAAGUAACUGUAGAUGAUAAAAGGGCUUACUCGUUAGAAAAUAUCACUGUUCAUUAUGCAAUUUCUACUGAAAAAUUUCCAAACUGUGUUCAUCCAGGUAUGUAUUAUGUAUUUCUGCCUGUCCUACACAAAUACUUGUAA
Messenger RNA from Patella vulgata (common limpet), 1941 nucleotides. RefSeq lists its product as uncharacterized. The coding region runs from base 274 to 1941 and encodes 555 amino acids. Lineage: Eukaryota; Metazoa; Mollusca; Gastropoda; Patellidae. The record is from RefSeq and is a predicted model, not a curated record. Gene Ontology annotation, cellular component: membrane. The transcript has 10 exons.